Prunus mume (Japanese apricot) is the source of this 1355-nucleotide messenger RNA. Its product is annotated as DHHA1 domain protein. The record is from RefSeq and is a predicted model, not a curated record. Lineage: Eukaryota; Viridiplantae; Streptophyta; Magnoliopsida; Rosales; Rosaceae.
GGGCAAAAAAGAAAAAAGAAAAAACCAGUUAAAAUUAGAGGCAGCAGAGCGGCGGACAUUAGUUGUGCAGCAGCUUUGUGCAGGAGCGCGAGAACCAUGAAAGCGGCGGUGCUGUAUCACUAUCCUUGCCCAGACGGUGCGUUUGCUGCUUUGGCCGCCCACCUCUACUUCUCAGCCAUGUCUAUGGAAGAACUCCUCUUCUUCCCCAACACCGUCUACAGCCCCAUCACCCCCCAACACCUCCCUCUCCACCAGAUCGACCGCCUCUACCUCCUUGACUUUGUGGGUCCCCCUGGUUUUGUCCAGGAGAUCUCUUCCAGGGUCCCCAGCGUCGUCGUUCUGGACCACCACAAGACUGCCCUCGAAACGACGCGCAUUGAUGAAAACGUCACCGGUGUCCUAGACAUGAACAGGAGCGGGGCCACCAUUGCUUUUGAUUACUUCAAAAGCAAAAUUGGCGGUGACAGUGGCGACAAGAACGAGGCGGUGGUUGCUCAGUUUGACAGAGUGAGGAGGCUGUUCGAAUAUGUGGAGGAUGGGGAUCUCUGGAGGUGGAGCCUCCCUAAUAGUAAAGCUUUCAGUAGUGGGCUCAAAGAUUUAAACUUUCAAUACGACGUCGGCCUCAACCCGUCUUUGUUCCAACAACUGCUUUCUUUGGAUUUGGAGUCCUUAAUUAGUCAAGGAAUGGCGAGCUUAUCAAAAAAGCAGAAAUUAAUAGAUGAAGCUCUCAAUCGGUCUUAUGAAAUUGCACUUGGGGGUGGAGCCUUUGGACAUUGCCUGGCUGUCAACGCAGAUUCUAUCUCAGAGUUGAGGAGUGAACUCGGACAUCAAUUAGCUACUAAAAGCCGUAGUCUAAACUUAAGGGGUGUCGGGGCUGUUGUAUACAGAGUCCCAGAGCUUGAAAAUGACCAAAUGCUUAAAAUAAGCCUUAGGAGUGUGGACACCGAAGACACGACGCCCAUCUCACAGGAGUUUGGAGGCGGUGGGCAUCAAAGCGCUAGUUCCUUCAUGUUAGGCUCUGCAGAAUUCGAGCAGUGGAAGAUUGGCUUUGUUGCUUUGUGACAUGAAGCAAUCACUGCUGGCUGUCCAAAAUGUACAGGACAACAUGGUGGUCGAAAUGUUUGUCUCUCUGCAUAAUUUUGGAACAAGAAUAUCUUGCAGUACUAUUGUUCUUCAAAUUUUAUUACAUCAAAAGAGACGCGGGAUGAAACCAGCAGAGGAAACUGUAAAGACCUCGAAGAAAUUAAACAUUGAGUGGCACACACAACAUUACAAACUAGAAACUGUAAACAUUAAUAUGCCAUUACUUCAAGAGGCCAACAUCGAAAUCCAAUUGCUAAAAAUGUUGCAUACAA